CCAGGGAAUCUUUACCACCAAUGCAUACAAGGUUUUGAUGCAACACAAGAGAAGAAAUGGACAAAGAUGAAGUACCACUCCCUGAAGUAGAAGAGAGAGGACAAACUCUCCUUUGGAAUUACUAAUUAGUCAUCUUCAUUAAAGUCACAAUCUUUUGGGCCUAGGGUUUGUUGAGUUGGGAGCCUCCUCUAAUGGCAGCUACAGCUAAGGUGAAGGGGUUCUUCAAGGGAUUCAAGUACAUUGCUCAAAUAUUUGUUUAUAAAGAUCAUGAGUUAGAGAUUGGUUAUCCAACAGAUGUGAGACAUGUGGCACAUAUUGGAUGGGAUAACUCCUCAAUGAAUGCCCCCAGUUGGAUGAAUGAGUUUAGGACUGCUUCAGAUUUUUCCUCAAGCUCCCUCAGCAACUUUGAGCAAUCAAGGGAAACAUCUUGGGCCUCUCAAGAUUUCGAUCAACCAAGAGGAUUUCAGUCUCCUGCGAUAUCUAUAGAUUACCCUCGUCCAGAGAUACCAAAAGUGCCAAAGAAAUCAAAGCGUAAAAGGAGUAAAAACACAACUCCUCUGCAAUCCACAUCAUCAAGAUCAAUGAAGUCAUAUACAACAGCAAUCGAAGAUCCUGAAGAAGUUUGAGUGAAUAUCGAGUGAUCUAAUGAAUUGUUCAUACUUGCAUGCAUUUCUUGAGUUCCAUAUAAGUUACUGAAAGUGAAGGAACAUAUUUAGUAAUUGUGAAUUUAUGUGCUAUGUUAGAUGUUAUCUUGCCGUUAUAUUUUUAUAGUUGUGCUGAAAUUUAUA
Molecule: messenger RNA, 788 nt
Organism: Asparagus officinalis (garden asparagus)
Lineage: Eukaryota; Viridiplantae; Streptophyta; Magnoliopsida; Asparagales; Asparagaceae
Product: CRIB domain-containing protein RIC10-like
Exons: 5
Coding region: 192-626 (144 amino acids)
Source: RefSeq, a predicted model, not a curated record